Messenger RNA from Talaromyces atroroseus, 1824 nucleotides. RefSeq lists its product as hypothetical. Gene Ontology annotation, molecular function: dipeptide transmembrane transporter activity. Lineage: Eukaryota; Fungi; Ascomycota; Eurotiomycetes; Eurotiales; Trichocomaceae. The coding region runs from base 1 to 1824 and encodes 607 amino acids. The transcript is spliced from 5 exons. Gene Ontology annotation, biological process: transmembrane transport. Gene Ontology annotation, cellular component: membrane. The record is from RefSeq and is a predicted model, not a curated record.
AUGGUCACCAGCACAGGCGACAACAUCGUUGCCGAUAUGAUUGCCUCUCGCCCCCCCGAAGAGGUAGUCGAGCAUAUCGCUGCUCGGGACUCGAUCCAGAUCACUCACAAGGCAGAUGCAGAAGUUUCUGCGCCCUCUAGCGACGACGAUGAAUUUCCUUCCCCUACCGAAGAGGAACUGUCGUCACUACGGAAAGUCCCUGGUGACCUGUCAACCAUAGCUUUUGCUCUAUGUCUCGUGGAGUUUGCUGAACGUGCUUCGUACUAUGGUGCUUCAACGGUCUUCUCCAACUUCGUUGAGUUCCCUCUCCCGGCAGGUGGGAAUGGAGCUGGUGCACCUCCAAAAGGUACCCAAGAGACUGCUGGUGCCUUGGGCAUGGGUCUUCAAGCCUCCUCAGCUCUUGUCCUCCUCUUCCAGUUCCUUGCCUAUCUUGUUCCUAUCUUCGGUGGAUGGUGGGCUGAUGUCAAAGUCGGUCGAUACUAUGCUAUUAUCGUUGGUGUCAUUAUUUGCGGCAUUGCACACAUCAUACAGAUCAUUGGCGCAAUUCCUUCCGUCCUUCAAAAGGGAGCAUCUAACGCAGCACCCCCAUUUAUCCUCGGGUUGCUUAUUUUGGCUUUUGGUGCUGGAAUAUUCAAGCCGAACGUUGCACCUACUAUUCUCGACCAGCAAAUGAACCACAAGGAGCAUGUGAAGACAUUGAAAAGCGGUGAAAAGGUCAUUGUAUCGCCCGAACUCACUGCAACUCGUACCAUGCUCAUCUUCUAUGGCUCGGUCAACGUCGGAGCAUUCUAUGAGCUUGCCACCACCUACGCUGAGAAGGAUGUGGGUUAUUGGUUGGCAUUCUUGAUUUCAGGUAUCAUAUACUUUCUUCUGCCACUUCUUUUGUGGGCCAUGUACAAGCGUACCAAGAAGGUACCUCCAUCGGGUUCGGAGCUCACUAGUUCGAUUAAGAUCAUGGGUACUGCUCUUAAGAACAGCAAGUUUCGAGUCUGGAGGAAGGAUUUCUGGGAUUCGGCCAAGCCUUCAGUGCUGGCUGAGCGCGGUAUCACAGUCAGCUGGAGUGACCAACUAGUUGACGAUGUCAGACGAACCGUGGAUGCGUGUCACAUCUUUUUCUUCUUCCCCAUCUACAACCUGAACGAUGGUGGUAUCGGCUCUGUACCGACCAACCAGGCUGCUGCUAUGGUUACCAAUGGAGCCCCCAACGACCUGCUCAACAACUUUAAUCCACUGACUAUCAUCGUCUUUGUGCCUAUCCUCAGUUAUAUCAUUUACCCUCUGCUUCACCGAUUCAAGAUCAAACCGGGACCCAUCGACCGAAUCACCAUUGGUUUCUUUUUCGCCGCUCUCUCCGGUGCCGCUGGUGCUAUCGUUCAGUAUUAUGUGUACAAGACUUCUCCAUGUGGACACUACGCUUCAACCUGCGACGAGGUUUCACCAAUCUCCGUCUGGUGGCAGAUCCCUAACAAUGUGCUCAGUGCUAUUUCAGAGUGCUUCGCCAAUGUCACUGCCUACGAGCUUGCAUAUUCGCGAGCACCUCCAGCUAUGAGAAGUCUUGUUAUGGCUAUCUUCUUGUUUAUGACCGCUCUGUCAUCUGCAUUGGGAGAGAUCCUACUUCCAGUCCAGGUUGACCCCUACUUGAUUUGGCUGUGGGCAGGACCUGCCAUUGUCCUCGCUGUUCAAACCAUAUGGUUCUACUAUUUGUUCUACCCUCUUAACAAAGAGGAAUUCCUGACCAGGACAGCCGAUGACCUUUACAGCACGGGCGAGAAGUCUGAAACAGAACCCGAUGUUGAAAGAACUGUCGAGGAGACCAAAGUCUAG